AGUCGAUAGUGCCUAGUUUUUCUUCAUAGUUUUCCAUCGUUGGCCAAUUAUCAAAAUUUUUAAAUUAUGUUGUUAUGAAGUAGCAAAAGUGCAUUAUAAUCUAGUGUCGUUUAGUUUUUUAAGAUGGGGGGAGCUUAUGGAAAAGGCACAAACAGAACAGAAAAUGAGAAGGAAAAAGCAUUUGACUUCAAGAAGUUAGACGCAAGAGUAGAUCACAUUUAUGUCGAUGGAUUAAGCAGAACGAAAGAUGACAUCAUACAUAAAAUUUGCCAUGACUUAUUUCAAUCCACCAAUUUUGAGGAGAUGUUGCAGCAUGCUCACUCCACCAAAACUAAACUUGAAAGCAUCGGAUGUUUUCACAAUAACAUAGUCAUCCAUCUGGACACCAGCUCCGGCCCUGGAGCCACACCUGAGUAUGGUUAUGACGUAACAUUCAAAGUGAAAGAGCUGAGGCCCGUGGCUGGAGGGGUGGACACUAUGGUGGGAUUGAACAACGAAGCUCUGCUGACUGGCCGAGUCAGUACGCCCAAUCUAGUAGGCCGGGGUGAGAGACUCGAGGGUUCAUUCCGGCAAGGGAGUAAGGAGACAAGAAGAUACAAUCUGUCGUUGUGGAAACCACUGUUGCUGUCUAAGAAUGGUUCAAGUGUUUCAGCUUCAGUCUUUGGUGAUAUUCAAGACUGGCCGCCAUGUAAAUUUAAACUCGGAGAAAGUGGAAUUAUGUUGGACUUUGUCUACAACAACUCCAAAUAUAUGAGAAACAGUAUAGGGUGGGAAGGAUGCGUCAGAGAUGUAGCUGUCGGAAACCGUUACGCUGCGUUCGAAGUGAGAGAAAACGCAGGGAGUACGUUAAAGUCAUCACUGAAACACACCCUUGAGUAUGAUACGAGAGGAUCAUUAUCCAAGAUAUUACCAUCCGCUGGACUAUUAGCCCAGUUAACCUCAGAAUAUGCAGGGUUAGGAGGAAAUGUCGGCUUUUUCAAAACUAACGGAUUGUUUAGAGUCGAUAUUCCACUACCAGCAGAUUUUGUUCUGCAAGGCACAUUGAACGGUGGGUAUAUGGUUCCUCUACAUACAGACAACAAAGGUGUUUCUAUAUGUGACAACUUCUUCCUUGGAGGUCCAGUCACAUUUAGAGGUUUUGACUUUAGAGGCGCCGGUCCUAAUAUUGAUGGCAGUUUUCUUGGAGCGAAGAUGUACUGGAGUGCUGGUCUGAGCCUUUUCACUCCACUGCCAUUCAGGCCUAAACUUGGUGGUUUUGGCGAUAAUUUCCGAGCUCACUUUUUCAGUAAUGUUGGGAAUAUUGGUAGUUUCAAUAUCGCUGACGGAGCUAGUCUGAUGGACAACGCCAGACUUGCCUGUGGCUUAGGACUGGCUAUGAGACUCGGUCAGAUGGCUCGGUUAGAACUCAACUACUGUUUCCCUGUUUGGGUCCGAGAUGGCGACAGAUCUAUACACGGCAUACAAGUGGGAUUAGGGACAACACCUUGAGAUUCUCGCCGACUGUAGGAUUACAACUAUUUAUUUUAGUGCUCAGUUUAUGUUUGUGAAAAUUCUGAGGUUCGGUCUCUGUGAGUCACUGCCUAUUUUAGUUUAAGAACAAAUCUCUCUGCAUGUUCUAAUUUGGCUAAUUUUAGUUUCUAAAUGCGUUUUAGACACAUUAUACAUUUUAAAUGUAAUUGUUUUCGACUUUAAGCGAGUACAAGACGAGACUGUAAAUACAGAGUUACCUGAGGCCGAUGUAACACAAUAGUUAUUGUUAAUAAAUUGUUCUGUUGAAA
Macrosteles quadrilineatus (aster leafhopper) is the source of this 1778-nucleotide messenger RNA. Its product is annotated as sorting and assembly machinery component 50 homolog. Bases 124 to 1488 code for a protein of 454 amino acids. Gene Ontology annotation, cellular component: SAM complex; outer membrane. The transcript has 10 exons. Gene Ontology annotation, biological process: protein insertion into mitochondrial outer membrane; mitochondrial respiratory chain complex assembly. NCBI's taxonomy places the organism in Eukaryota, Metazoa, Arthropoda, Insecta, Hemiptera, Cicadellidae. The record is from RefSeq and is a predicted model, not a curated record.